AAUUAUUGCAUCAACAUGGCCACACCGUCAUCUUUGCCGUACCACGAACCAUCAAUCACGACAAUAAUUAUACUUUCUGGCUUCCUAAUUCUCCUCAAUGCGAUCAACUAUGGUCUCAACAAGCUUGUUUAUUGUGGCCUUGUCGGCCAAGUCUUCCUUGGCAUAGCCUGGGGCACGCCCGGCACGGGAUGGCUCUCUGAAGCGACGGAGCACUCGAUCGUCCAGCUCGGAUAUCUUGGCCUGAUUCUUGUCGUCUACGAGGGCGGUCUUUCCACAGAUUUCCGAUCGCUCAAAGCGAAUCUUCUACUGUCCACAGCCGUCGCCAUCACCGGCAUCGCAUUACCCAUGGCCUUCUCCUUUGCACUCGCCUCAAUGCUCGGCGCGUCGCCCCUGCAAGCCUUCUCCGCUGGUGCCGCUUUGUGCUCUACCAGUCUCGGUACCACCUUCACCGUCCUCGGCACCAGCGGAUUGGUGACAACACGGAUGGGCGUUGUCCUCACCAGCGCCGCCAUGAUGGACGAUGUCGUCGGUCUGAUAAUGGUCCAGGUCGUCUCAAACCUUGCUGGAAGCACCGGCAACUUUGAGCCUGUCACGGUGAUACGGCCGGUUUUUGUUUCUUUAGGACUCACGGUUCUGUUUCCUUUGAUGUGCAGAUUCCUGGUCCGACCCGGAACGCUUUAUCUGAACGCAGUGCGCACCAAAAACCCAGGAUAUGGCCUUGAUCGCCUGUUGAGACUGCCCCAGACAUCACUCACCAUACACACAGGCUGCCUGCUGGGGCUGGUCAUCGCGGGGACAUAUGCGGGGACCUCUGGGCUGCUUUCCGCGUACGUCGCUGGCGCGACCAUUAGCUGGUGGGAUUCUGAGGUACCUCAUCUCCCAACACAAAUUUCCCAAGACAAGGAGCACAAACGGUCGAUAAAACACACUACGGAGCCUGAACCAACCCAGCCGACAGAUGUAGGCGUCUUGACAGUGUCUCCCGCCUCGAAUCGACGCCAGCUACCGGACGAGUCCUGUCCCAACAGUGGUACCGAAAUCUACGAGCGAUACUACAGCAAGGCUGUGUCUAGCAUUUUGUCACCCUUCUUCUUUGCUUCAAUCGGCUUCUCUGUUCCCAUUAGUCAGAUGUUCUCCGGUCCUAUAGUGUGGAAAGGUCUAGUCUACACUAUUUUGAUGAUACUCGGCAAGCUGAUCUGCGGCAUCUGGUUACUGUCUUUCGCGAGCCCCCUGCGAUCCCUCCAGCGCCUAGUCAAGUCACUUUCUCGCUCAAGAAACGAGGUUGCAAUUGUCACACCAGGGGCUCAAUGUAAGCAUAGGGUGCCUCGCACAAACAAUGUCCAAGCCUUGUCGGACACACAAGCUACCGAGCCGAGCCACAGCAGCCCCGAACGAGCUCCCAUGGCCGAGAUCCAGUCCGCAGAUUCGCCCACCAACAACGCAUCACCGGAUCCAGAAAUGCCAAUAUCUACAUAUCCAGCUUGCAUCCUUGGCUGCGCCAUGGUCGCACGUGGUGAGAUUGGCUUUUUGAUCUCAGCCCUGGCCGAGAGCACUGGCAUCUUCAGCGGACAGGCUGGCGCACCAGAGAAGCCCUCGGACCUGUUUCUGAUCGUGACCUGGGCAAUCACGCUCUGUACCAUAAUUGGGCCACUUUGUGUCGGCCUCCUUGUGAAUAGAGUGAAGAAGCUGGAGAGGAAAUCAAGAGGUGGAAAGCACAAUGUGCUUGGGGCGUGGGGCGUUGACCAGACCAGAAUCCCCUGACCAACAUGGCUUCCAGUCGAUCAGUCAUCAGUGUACAAUAAAGUUAUGAAAUUUGGGUAGCUAGUCAUAUGGUAAUUCCUAAUCGCCGACCGAUGUAAUGGAAAGGCCACGUUAUAGGCAAUUAAAUUAUAUACAAGCA
Pyricularia grisea is the source of this 1900-nucleotide messenger RNA. RefSeq lists its product as uncharacterized. Gene Ontology annotation, molecular function: antiporter activity. Bases 16 to 1761 code for a protein of 581 amino acids. Gene Ontology annotation, biological process: proton transmembrane transport. Gene Ontology annotation, cellular component: membrane. The record is from RefSeq and is a predicted model, not a curated record. NCBI's taxonomy places the organism in Eukaryota, Fungi, Ascomycota, Sordariomycetes, Magnaporthales, Pyriculariaceae. The transcript has 2 exons.